Culex pipiens pallens (northern house mosquito) is the source of this 2012-nucleotide messenger RNA. RefSeq lists its product as uncharacterized. The record is from RefSeq and is a predicted model, not a curated record. The transcript is spliced from 2 exons. Bases 472 to 804 code for a protein of 110 amino acids. Lineage: Eukaryota; Metazoa; Arthropoda; Insecta; Diptera; Culicidae.
ACCAGGUUUGCCUCUAAAUCCGUAUCCAACAAAACAAAACAAUUGGCAAAUUGCACCAUGCCCAGCAGCAAAGCUGCUAGACGCCGCUUAUCUAGUGGGGAGUCCCGGGGACUGGGGACCACCACGAGUCGCCGUUUCUCAAUGUUCCAUUAUCAUCCGGGACGUCAACUAUCGUGUAUAAGAUGGCAUCAAGGAUCAAGGUGGACCCGAUCGAGCUUUUUCAAUCCCCCAAAAAGGACACAGCCCCCGGCGACAAGCAAGAGGAAUAGAAGCUCGUUUGGAGCGGAUUGAUGAGCCAGCACCGGACGACCUGUUUCCUCCCACAUCGACACGCUCGAAGCGGAACUCCGCAACCUGCAGCAAACCUUAAAAUAAUCAGAACAACGCGAUCGUUCCCAGUAAGAUCAGCUGGCGGAAGCCGACGUCCAGCAGCAACAGUUCAUCAACUGUAACGAGGCCCUCCUUGCCGGUAUGAACGUCCUCCAGGACAAGAUCGCCUCGCUCGAUCGACGCUUCAAGUCCAAGAACGUCGGCCUGACCGACAAACUCGAUCAGAUCGCCGACUUGCUGAAGAAGCUGUCGGCGGAGCAGUAUAAAUUGAGGUUGGAGAAGAGUUCGCUUGAGGAUACCGUUGAAGAGCUGCGGCGGGAGUUGGAAGCUGCUAAGCAGCGGACGGAGUCACUUGAGGUGAGCGAGAGUAUGCUGAAUGAGGUUAUGCGAUCGGAGAAGAUCGCGUUCGAGGAGGAGCUGAGCGACGCUGCGAACCGGUUGAAGUUUGAGAGCAAGGUCGUUGAGGUAAGCUGAGGGAGGAUUAGGAAGCUGCAGGAGUGGAGACGAUAAGCCUGAAGGAACAGCUUGACAGUACGAUCAAGGAGAUCAACGUGAAGGAAGCUGGGCUAUCGCUGCUCGAGUCGCAACUUGCGGAGAAGGCUGAACAGCUGCGUUGAAUGUUGGAGGAAGGGGUUAGGUGUUGGAGAGGAUGCUUGGGGCGAUGAUCGAGGAGAAGCUGGCGGUCGGCGGAAGGUUCGACAGCUGGAGGAGACUAAAAGGAGGGUGCGCUGUCGGAGAAGAGAGCGAUCCAGGGUAAGGUCGUCGAGUUGGCCAAGUCCGUGGAACAACUGCAGUCGGAGAAGAGUACGCUGGAAGAAAGAACUCGACCGGAUCAAGACGUUCUAGCAGCAACUCGAGGAGAAGGUGACCGACUUUGAACAGGUCGUGUCCGAAUAGGACGAAGUCGAUACCCAACUGGUCAAUGUGCAGAACAAGCUGGAACUGUUGGGCGAAGAACGAUCCAAACUCGAGAAGAUCGCCGAAGAAAAGGCGAGGACUACGACACGCUGAACGAAGACUUCAUGAGCGAGCGGGACGCUGAGGAGACGCUGUUCGACGAGAAGCAAGCCGUCAAGUCGCAGCUGACGGCCAAAGAGAAGCAGCUGGACAUCGUUGGCAAUUAAAACCUAAAAAUGCACAACUCGAGUCGAUCCGCGAAUGUCUUCGCAUAACGGCCGCAAACGCAGCGGCUGUGACCAGAACCUACGAAGGACAUUUGGCCCUAUUACAUUCAAAUCCGUAAAGCCUGUCAGCGAACCACAACAUCCACCAGAUUGCGGACAUUUGCGAGUGGAAGGACCUGCUGAAGAACACCAACUGUGACGGGGUCGGAUAAACUGUGAAAAACCGCAAUUCGAGCGCAUGUGAAUUAGUUAUGUUGUUGUGAAUUUAUAACUUUUUUUAAUAAAAACUUCAAAAAUUGUAGUUUAAUUUAAAUUUACUAAGGAAAAUUAACAUGUCUCUAAUCUCCAAUAGGUGGCAGCACCAUAUUCCCGCUAUUCGAAAGCUUCCCAUUUUUGCCACCAGGUGGCUACCACCAAUCCAAAAGUUACACAUUGGAUGCGUUUUUGGCCAGAAUCCAGCCAAUGUGUUCCGGGCUGUUUACACGGCGCGAUGGUUGAAGCGUGGUCUUGUACGAAAAUGGUUGGAUUCAACGCUUUUUGGUGUAAUUCUGAUCUUCA